This is a messenger RNA of Cynara cardunculus var. scolymus (artichoke), 664 nucleotides long. RefSeq lists its product as uncharacterized. The record is from RefSeq and is a predicted model, not a curated record. NCBI's taxonomy places the organism in Eukaryota, Viridiplantae, Streptophyta, Magnoliopsida, Asterales, Asteraceae. Bases 23 to 508 code for a protein of 161 amino acids. The transcript has a single exon.
CGUUUCCUGGAAUCAUCAACAAAUGGGGUUAUCUUCAUCAAAACGAGUCGCCGGCAAACUACGCGCCUCGCCGGAAUUCAACUCAGCGUGCGACAGAGUCUACCAACAGUCCCUCUCUCUCGCCCAACACGCUUUCCCCGGCAUCCCCCGCUACCAGCUGGCUUCAACUUCCGAUCGUCUCUACCAAAACCUUUCGGAGCUCCACCUCACUUUGAUCGACAAUUGGGUCACGUAUCCUCCCACCCGUUCCCAAAUCGACAAAGCCCUGCCGGACAAUGAAGGAGAUGCAAUCGGAGAGGCGGACUUUAAGGAGUUUGCGGUGGAUCUGUACACGGACGCCAUCGUUUCCAACGCCAGGAAGGAUGUUCUACUGAAGGUGCCGGUCGGAGUUGCUGGAAUCGUCGGAGUUGGGGUUGCGACGCGGUCAGGGAUGGAGGUCGUCGGGACGGUGAUUGGAGUUUACGCGGCCGGUGUUGCAACCUCCGUUUAUCUCAGUUUGGGUGGUUAAAUGGUAAUCGUUUUAUGUUAUAACCGUGAUAAUGAUUUAUUUCACAUAAUUUAACCAAAAAAUUGAACAGAAACCGAUGUGCUUUUUUAUAUCUAAAUAAUAUGUAAUUAAAAAAAUAUUGGAACCAAUGGAAGCUUUUAGCCAUUUUGCAGGUUC